UUAUUGCAUAUGAACCAUGUUUUACAAAGGAAACGUCGGGAGUGCCAAGGGGCACUUUACUAGAAAGCAUUUAACCAAAGGAAAUAAAGCUGCCACUGUCGCCCGCCCGCUGUGUCCCCUCCAGACCAACACUGCAGGCUCCGCCCACUGUCAAUUCAGCCGACGCCGAGCCCAGGCUCCGCCCCACGACCUGGUGCGGUCGCCUCCUAGCGGCCAGAGCAAGGACUGCGCAGCCCGCGGCCCGCUGCUGACCUUAGGGCCGCUGGGGUCAUGGGCACCUCCGAGGUGGCACCGCCAGCGUUCGCGCGCGUCGCCCCCGCGCUCUUCAUCGGGAAUGCGCGAGCCGCGAGGGCGACGGAGCUGCUGGGGCGCGCGGGCAUCACCCUGUGCGUCAACGUCUCCCGCCAGCAGCCCGGGCCGCGCGCGCCCGGAGUGGCCGAGCUGCGCGUACCCGUGUUCGACGACCCGGCCGAAGACCUGCUGACGCACCUGGAGCCCACCUGCGCCGCCAUGGAGGCCGCGGUGCGCGACGGCGGCUCCUGCCUCGUCUACUGCAAGAACGGCCGCAGCCGCUCAGCCGCCGUCUGCACCGCCUAUCUCAUGCGGCACCGCGGCCAGAGCCUGGAGCGCGCAUUCCAGAUGGUGAAGAGCGCUCGCCCGGUAGCCGAGCCCAAUCUGGGUUUCUGGGCUCAGCUGCAGAAGUACGAACAGACCCUCCAAGCCCAGGCCCUCCUGCCCCGGGACCCCGGCGAUCCCGAGUAAGCUGCAUCGUUCAGCAGCUGGGUGGCCAAGCGUGUACACUGAAAGAAGGUGUUCCUUCCCUCCUCUUUACAAAAGGCAACUGGCCUCGGGUGUUGCCCCCUCUUGAUGGCAGUACGGGAGUGUCUGCUGAGGAGGGGCACUUCGUUUAUUCAUCAGGCUUUGGCCAAAUCCAAACCAGCGAAGUUUUAGAGAAAAUGCGUAAAGGAUUUGUAAGAGCCUGGGGAGCUGACAGUUGAUAGGGAGUGACAGACCAGAGUCCUGGCUAGCUGCCUCCUCCAAGGGAAUGGCAGGCAGAACCUUUUUGUGCCUCCUGGACUUCUUUCUGGUCCCUUCUGAGACCUGAGCUUAGUCCUGGGCCCACCAUCUUUAGUCUUACAGCUGCUGUGCCGUGGGAGAGAGGCAUCCGUCCACCACCCAUCAUCACCUUACUUAACCUGUAUCAAUGCCAUUAUUCCCUGUGCAGCAUCCUCCCCAGCCGGCAGGUAGGCCCACCGGUUGCCACCUUGUGUUGCUUGCUCUUCUAGUUCAGACUCAGCCACUCUUAGGCAUCCUGCUUCUUUAAGAGCCCUGGAAAUUUAGUCACGAUUUAAAGAAGUAAUGAAGAGCAAAGAAAAACCUGGGCUAUGUGUGUGAAUUACAGAUGUGUGGCCACUGGUUAAUUUGCAAGUAAAUAUGAGUUAGUGAAUAAAAUCCCAGAGUUGGUA
Peromyscus leucopus (white-footed mouse) is the source of this 1466-nucleotide messenger RNA. RefSeq names its product dual specificity phosphatase 28 (gene Dusp28). Gene Ontology annotation, cellular component: cytoplasm. The transcript has 2 exons. Gene Ontology annotation, molecular function: protein tyrosine/serine/threonine phosphatase activity. NCBI's taxonomy places the organism in Eukaryota, Metazoa, Chordata, Mammalia, Rodentia, Cricetidae. Gene Ontology annotation, biological process: protein dephosphorylation. The record is from RefSeq and is a predicted model, not a curated record. The coding region runs from base 271 to 762 and encodes 163 amino acids.